UCAGAGGAAAAAGAGAGCGAGCUUCCAUUGUCGCCCUGUCUCAGCCCCUCUCUCUCUCUCUCUCUCUGCCGCCCAAAUUUCUGGUUUCCGCCUCGAGAUUUUUCGUCUCCGAAGAAGAAGAACGGUCGCUGCAACAAUUUUAAGAAGAAGAAGAAGAAGAAUUGAAGGGAUAAAGUUUGCGAGAGAAAGAGGAAGGGGAAGAUGAAGACGACCAAAGGAGGUAAGGUGAUGAACCCUACUGAUGCUUAUCGGAAGGAGCUUCGCAAGAAGGAAUUGAAACGGAAUAAGAAAGAGAGGAAAAAGGUAAGGGAGGUGGGAAUUUUGAAGAAAGAUCCUGAUACAAUAAAGGAGCAAAUUCAAAAGUUGGAAAUAAUGAAGGCCGAUGGCGCACUCGAUAAGGCUAGAAAGCACAAGAAAAGGCAGUUGGAAGAUACUCUUAAUCUUGUAUUAAAGAAGAGGAAGGAAUAUGAAGAGAAGAUGAAGGAAAAGGGUGAGGUCCCAGUUAUGUUCAGUCAUUUGGGACCUCCAAGAAGACGAACAGCUGAAGAGGAAGAAGAGAGAGCGAAACAUCCAAAUCCUGAAGACUCUGUUUACUACCACCCCACACUAAAUCCUACUGGAGCUCCACCACCUGGGAAGCCUCCAAUGUUUAAAUCAUCAAUCGGACCAAGAGCUCCUCUGUCUGAUGCUUCUACAAGUGGUGUUGCAUCAUCCUCAAACAUAGAGCCAGAGGAUGUUCCCUUGGCUGUACCUCCACCUCCCCCACCCCCUCCUUUGCCAGAAUCUGCUAACAUGAGCUCUGCUGAUGGUUCAGCUCCACCUGAUUCUUUACCUCUACCUCCUCCUCCGCCGUUGCCACCUAAGCCUGUAACAUCAAACAUGGGUUUACAAUCGUUGCCUCCACCACCUCCUGGACCUCCACCAAGGGAACAAGUUGCUGGUCGCCCUCCCUUUAUGCUGCCUCCAUCUUUGCAGCAGUCAACUAUGAUGCACCCUCCUGGAUCCAGCGAAGGUGAAAAGGAUAGAAGUCGGCCUGCAUUUUUGGACGAUUCAACCUCCAAGGGGCCAGCACAGGUGCCGACUGCUCUCCCGCCACCUCCUCCCCCACCUGGGAUGCCUCUAAAGUCUGCAAACGAUCAUUCUGAAGGCGUAUCAGGUGAUGAGGAGACAAAUAAUUUUUCAGUGGCUAACGACGUUUCUAAACUGGUUCCUCCACCUCCACCUCCAAGACCUCCUCCAGUACCUGGGCCUUCAUUGAUACCAACCUUGCAUCCCGAUAUAUUACCCCCUGGAAUUUCUCGAUUCCCCCCACCUCCACCUCUGCCAGAUAUGCGGCCAACAUUAUCUCAACCUGGACUCCCGCUCCCACCCGGAAUGAUGGUCCCGUUAAUGGCAAGGCCUCCAUUUGGGCCUCCCCUUGGACCUCCACCCAUGAUGAGACCACCUCUUCCUCCUGGCCCUCCUCCCACUUUUCAUGAGGAUGACCAUAACCUACUUAUGCCACCUGUCCCUCAAAAGCCCUCGUAUGUUAAAUCUGCUGCGUCGACUGUUGUUAAGCGUCCACUAGCUCAGCAUACUCCAGAACUUACAGCAAUGGUUCCGGCAUCAGUGAGAGUAAGAAGAGAGAUUGCAGCACCGAAAGCGAAACCGAAGCCUUCCCCAUCAACUGCAGCAGCACCAUCCAUUCGCACAGCUUCUAUUUUAGGGAAACCGGAGUUGGUCAGCUCCUCAUCAGCCCCAAAGAAACAGUGUAUUGAUGACUCAUAUAUGGCUUUCUUGGAGGACAUGAAAGCCCUCGGCGCUCUUGAUGGAUGAGACGUUGAACCAGUUUAUAUUGGAAGAAAGGAUGAGAAACAAAUGGCUUGUACGAACUUACUUGAAUCGGUUCACUCUAUAGAUGGUCGAACUGUCUUCGAGCUCUAAAGAAACCGAACUGAGGGCAGAUUUGGGGAUCAUCAUUGCCUCUGUCUCUUCAAGGUUUGCUUUGCCGCAUCGUAUGAGGGUAGCAUAUACCAGCAUUAGUGGUACUGCUGCAUUUCUUGAUAGGGGCAUUAACUUAGGCCUUGUAUUGUGUCAUGUAGACAGUCUUAUACUUUGGAAAAAUUGGAAAUUGUUCAUCAGAUUCUAUUUCGAAUGGAUGCCAUGCUAAUUUUACCCUUACUUUCUGGGGCUUGCUACUGACGGUUGUCAAGGAAACUUGGCCUCGUUAUUUCA
Messenger RNA from Cucurbita maxima (winter squash), 2214 nucleotides. Its product is annotated as WW domain-binding protein 11-like. The transcript is spliced from 9 exons. The coding region runs from base 202 to 1815 and encodes 537 amino acids. The record is from RefSeq and is a predicted model, not a curated record. Lineage: Eukaryota; Viridiplantae; Streptophyta; Magnoliopsida; Cucurbitales; Cucurbitaceae. Gene Ontology annotation, biological process: mRNA cis splicing, via spliceosome. Gene Ontology annotation, cellular component: spliceosomal complex.